Lathyrus sativus (Indian pea) is the source of this 249-nucleotide messenger RNA. Lineage: Eukaryota; Viridiplantae; Streptophyta; Magnoliopsida; Fabales; Fabaceae. The record is from the annotation of a GenBank genome assembly.
AUGGAGAGAGACGAGGAAAGCUUUUGCUGGAACGGCAUGGCCAACUGGAUAGGUAUGAAUCUCGCAACCGCUUUCUUCUCGUCUCUCGAACGCUGUUCUUGCAUCAAUCUCUCAACCUCCGAUGAUCCCGACGAUGCUCUUCUUGUCCUUCCUGCCGAUUCUCACCGAUUUACCGAUGGAUCUUCACAUCCGGCCUCUCCUCCUGCCUCUACUCCGUCCAAUGCAACUAUCGACGCCGCCGCAGUCUGA